This is a messenger RNA of Xyrauchen texanus (razorback sucker), 13080 nucleotides long. RefSeq names its product zinc finger protein 469. The transcript is spliced from 2 exons. Lineage: Eukaryota; Metazoa; Chordata; Actinopteri; Cypriniformes; Catostomidae. The coding region runs from base 230 to 11560 and encodes 3776 amino acids. The record is from RefSeq and is a predicted model, not a curated record.
UGAAUACAUGCUGAGCUGCUGGGAGUUUAAGCACCGCUUGCAAGAACUCCAAGAUGAUGACAGCUAAGAAUUGAAUCAUGGGGAAUUGAAGAGAUAAAUGAGAGGGAAAUAAUCCUGCGCUUCGAGCUUCUGUUACCGGAGGCCUAUUGAUUCAGACUUGAACAUGACAUGUCCAUGUCACAGCCUGUGCAGAUAAGGACCAUUGCACUGAACUGGCCAAAUCAGCAUCAUGACUGAAGAGACAAAACAGUCAUUGGCUGCCAAAGAACUGGAUAAUGAGUCCAAACAGCAGGAUAAGAGGGCUGUGGAGCACAAAAGCUUAAAAGAGACCCCUGAGCACUUUCAAAAUGUGAGUUUGGAGCAACAGGCAUUGAACAAUCUUGCAAAGUUUGCAGAAAAAGAGAGGGACAGCACGCAGCAACGUGAGGCCAUUAUUCGGCCACAGCAGGCAGGAAAGAUUGAUUUUAAGUCACUGCAAAAUCAUUCGUUCAGCAGCAACAGGACAUGGCCUAGUGGUAAGGACAGCCCUCAGUCACCCAGUGGCAAAAGUCGGAACAGAGACAAAAGUAGAAAGUCUGGGAAAGCAGAGCGUGGCAACCCACAGCAGUUAUACAGAUUAAAUAUUACAAAUCCACGCCCAAAUCCCACAAUCGGAAUAGCUUAUCCACAGCAGAAAGUGUCACCUCCAAAGAAGCUUGAGUCUAGCAGGGGCCCUGUCUCAGGCAGCUAUCGGUUCCACGUGCCAAGUAUUCCAGAGCGAGAGGCCGAACUGCAACAGGAGGAGCUAAACUACAACCGAUGCUUCCAGGAGAGCUCCCCCAACCUUACUCCUCAAGGCUACACCUCACAGAUAGUCGGCUCCACACCUGGAGGGCCUGCUCUCCAGAAUGAACCACCCACCCCACAACAGCAGCAACAGAAGACCAACCCAAUCGAGUGCAACAGCACACAACCUAGCAAUGAAAAUAUAUUUCCUGACUUUCAAUUGAGUGAAACAGACACAUGGCAGUCUCCAGAUAGGACUUUCAGAAACACAAGUUUUGGUGUUACUUCACUAAAGCAGACCAACCUUUUGGACUUGAACAAGGCCAAUGUUAGUUUUAUGCCUUUGCCAUUUCAGUAUGGAUUCCCAUUGUUAGAGGAGUCAGCACCAGAUCCCUUUCCAUGUGAUCCAAAUUCCCAGUCCCAAGACUAUAUUAAUAUUUCUAAUCAGGUUUCCCAUAAUCCAUUUUCCUUUCAGUCCUCUGGGGAAGGGAUUAAGGUCAUGCAAACUAGCACACAGUUUGGUAAUGACCAGAUAGAGGACAGACGGUCAUACCCAUUACACCUUAAAACACCCCAUUACAUGCAGACUCCACUUGGUGUGCCUCCUUCUGUCCCAGCAAAUAAUGACAGCCCACUAUCAGGCACUCGCCAAACAGAUCAGAGUAAGAGUUUUCCAGAUAAAUGUGAUUCUUUUAGCACAAUAGACAGCCGGGACACCGGCCUUGCAUUAGGGGGCAAGAGAGACUGCCAUCACAAAAAUGGCACCAGUAGCCAGAGAGUUCUUAUUCAAGGCAGUGUCCAUCAUAUUAGGAAUAAUGCACAAGAUUCUAAUUCCCAGAUACAUGUAAUUAGUCCUCCACAUAAUGGUGUUCAUGUUGGCCCAGUGCCUGUUGACAAAAGUGUCAGUAAACACCACAACAGCAGAGUAUUACACCCAUGGGAAGGACAAAACAAAGCCUUUCCACCACCUCUCAUAGACCCGACUCCAACACCAUACCCCUAUCAGUACCAGCCUGCACCAGAACAAAGACAAAACAUUGGCAUCAAUGGCUGUUUGCCUUGGCAGCAGAUACACCUCACAACUGCCAUGCCCAAACAAAACAGGAUUGGCCAUUCCAGGCAACUGAGCAAUCAGCAGCUAACUUUUUUGGUAGGCCCAUCAGACUGGCAAGAUGAUAGUAAGCAACACAAAAAUAGCAACCAAAAAAGUUCUAACAAAUUUCUCAACAAAAAGGCAAAUGAGGGCUUCUCAAAUCAAAGGCAAGAUAGUGUCAGCCAAGGUUGCAAUACAAUUCCACCCUGUCGUUUCACAAAUAAAGUGGACACGAAUCAAGAACAGGUGUGUGAUGCCAAUAAUAAGUCAUUGUGCUUUGGCAUGAACCAGGCAAUUCCUGUGACUUCAUCAAGAAACUAUACCUACACUCCACUACAUGUAGCACCCAUAGGGCUAAAGAUGGUGUCUCCAUAUGACUCUCCUUCACAAUCACCCACUCAAAAUCCAGCCUCUAGUAGUACAUGCUCUUCACUUUCACCAGCCUCCACAAACUCUGUAAACAGUAACUCUGAUGACAGCCAAAUUUCAAAGGUUCUGUCCCCUCAGUUUUAUCACCAGCAACAGGAUAAAGCAUUGAUAUCAUCCAAUAACCUAAUAACUACUAAUAACACUAAACAACACCAUUACAAUUCUGACACAUCCAGAGGCUUACACUAUAAACAAGACAGUGCCAAAGAGAACAUUAUAAGUUUCAUACCAAAUAACAGGCAUUCAAAGCCCUCUAUGGACAAUGGGAAAGGUUGUUUAGACCCUAACAGAACAGAUCACCAUCCUCCACCUUCAUACUCUGCCCAUCAACUACUCGCCACGUCAUUAGCCACAGCCAACCUUGACCAACUGGAUGUGCUUUUGACAUGCAAGCAAUGUGAUCAGAAUUUUAAUAAUCUUGCCUCUUUUCUUGACCACAAACAGUACUGUGGACAUCAUACUUUUGCACAAAAUGACUUAAAAGAUGUGCCAAAAAUGGAGGACACAAGGACAUUUCAGACAGACCACACAAAAGCAAUGUCAUCUGGAUCCAGUUAUGCAAUUUUACAGAGCUCUUCCGAUUUGCAUCUGUCACUGCUUGGACUUAACAAGAAUGGGGACAUAGUGCCAGAUAAUGAAACCAAAGGAGAUAUAAAAGAUGAUCCAAUGAAACUGAUGCUACCAUCUGCAUCCUUGCCUGACUUAGAGAUGGAAGAUCCCAAAUUGGAUAGCCUUAUCACAGAGGCUUUGAAUGGUUAUCAGUCAGACAAUGCAGAGAUUGAUAGCAGCUUUAUUGAUGCAUUUGUUGAUGAUGAUCUCACCACUACUAAAUGUACAUCAACAAGACAGAUUCUGACAACUAAAGAGUCAACAAUAUUUGAAGGUAGGACUAACAAUGAGUCAACGUCCAGUGAAAAACCUCAAGCGCAUGGCACUUAUCCAUUUGACUCAAAUUUGGACAGCCUUGGUUCUGACAGCAAACACAAAGACAGCACUUUCAAAGAAAAUCAAAUGUCAAUGCAAAAUGAGGAAGGCCUUCAAAUGGAAACCUUACCAACAGAGUCAAAGUUACAAGAGUCCAGCAAACAAAUUGAGUGGGAAGCAAAGUCAGGAAAAACAGACCAGGAAAGUAAUUAUGGUUCCAAGUUCCUAUUAUCAAGUAAAUUUUCUGCAAGAUGUGGGCUUAAAAGCUUGCAAAGCCACACAGCAUUAGUUAAAACAACAUGUCCUAAAUCCACCUCUGCCACCAAAAAUCCUACAGCUCAGAAACCAAUAACAACAGAGGCGAAAAGGAAAAGGUCCAGUGGUGGAAGCUGGAGUAAAGAGCUAAUUCACAAAAUUGUUCAACAAAAAAACAAGUUACACAAACUGCAUGUAAAAGGCACUAAAAACAUGCAAUUUUCACUUGUGAUGGAAAGAGUGACUCCUGCAGUGCACAACCCUACUUUUAGAGAGUAUGACUAUGUUUCAGACUCAGAUGAGGACUGUGAGCCUGUAAAGAUAGCCAGUCAGGGGCGCCUCAGCAAGAGCAUUCGCUGCAAGUACACUUACACUAAAGAGUGCAAGGGGAGGAUUCUUGCUGACAAGAGCCAAGAAAGUUCAUGGAAACAAAACAAAAAUGAAUGCUCUGAACCCAAGAAAGCUUUGGAUGCCUCCCCAGCUUUGAUUAAAGAAAACCCUGGUCACCAAAGGCUGCGAAGAAGAAGCAGUAGGUCUUCCACAAGCAGUGAACUCAGCACAUCUUUAAGUAUCUGUAGUGAUAGCAUUAGCAGCCCCAAAAGUACUGAUCAUACAGAUUCAGAAUCUGAGAAAAGAAUGGAAGUACAAAGGAAAGAUCAGGACUCCCUUGAGCAGAAUGGUUACGAAGACUCUCCGCCAAGGAUACGGAAAGAGUCAAGCACAUCACUGGCUCUGACAUUCACAAAAAAUACAAAAAGGUUCAGCACUGAUAAGAUAUUACUCACUGAACACAAGGAUGGGUUCACUACUUCAAAAUGCUCAAGCAUUAUCUGUAAGACUGAAAAGACUGCAUCUGAGCAUACGAUGACCAAAAGCACAGUCAGCCUUGCAAGAUUCAAAACCACCCGAGUGGAAAUAGAGGGAAAAGGGAACCACUACGGUUUUGAGACAGGAAUCAGUGCAACCACAGAAGAGCCUUUCAAAAAAGAUUAUCCAAAAAAUAUCACAUCACCCAAAGGGUCUGGCAAAGCACUGAAUCCAAUGGAAACCACCAACAAUAGGGACUCAAGCCAUGCUUUUAAACUCAGAAAAUAUAUUGUUACAUCAAAGGAUAAAUCCCACAAAAAGAGAACAAGCAAUUCUGAAUCCACAGUGCCCUUUUUAGAGACAAAUUGCAAUGACAAUCCACCCAGUGAAGAAGCCAAGAAAAGCUCAAGUGAUCUAUUCUCUGAACCCCCACCUCUUUGCAAUUCACUCAUGGAUAAAGUGUGUUUAUCACCUCUAAAACCCCAUGAUACUUCUGCACAGAAACAUGGGCAAUGUUUCAUGCCUUACACUUCAGAACAUGAUCAGAGUCUCAUAAAGUCACCACUUACUUUUGACACAACAUCAAUGUUUGGUGACCUAUCAGUGGGAGGUUUUGAGAAUAAUCUUUAUCCAGAGAUUCAGCUUGCCAAAGAGAGCUUUAGUCCUUUGGAAACCACUACAGAUAAGAAGGAACUGUUUGAAUCAUCAUUCUCGCCACUCUUGGAGCGGAGAGAUUGGAAUCUGAUGGUUGAUGUUACUUCUGAGCUUCCAGAUGUGAUUUCACAGUGUAAAGAGGACUCUGACUCCACUGAGAAUAAGUCAAAUUUUAACCAUAUACCCUUCUCUUUGCCUGAAAAAUUAAUGGACUACAAUCCAAAUCUCAACAGCAAUGUGUUAGUUGAUGAUCUGGAAAUAAAAAGAAUUGUUACAGAGCUUGAGAGUCAGCUCCAAACAGCUGAGCUAAGCAGCCCGCCACCAUUAGACAGUGAGCUGACAAAACAGCUGACCAUGGGCAAAUACUCUCCACUGAGACUUGACCCUGAAAGUGAAAAUGAAGACAAUACCUUGGAGAUGAACUGUCCCUCAGAAAACUUACCGAUUACUGCAUCAGUAGACUCACAAGCUCCGAUGUUGCCAGAACCUGACUUACCAUGGUCAAGCCCCCUCCAGUUUGGGUUGAUGUGUGUUCAACAAGGUCUUCAUACUCCAACACAUUCCUCUACUAUCAACACACCAAAUGAUUCAGGACAUGAUCAUUUGGAUAUAAAGGACACCAUGGGGCUGACUGAUCUGAACACAACAAACUACCCACCUUUGCAUCUAGAAGACAAAACUGAGAGGAGCGAGUUUUUGGACACUGUCACCACAAGCAAGUCAGAAGAGAUGCUAGAACAUGAAAUGUACACAGAAAAUCUGAUGAAGAGCCUGGAAGUGAUCUCAGAUUCAUUGUCUUCAGGGUUUACAUCACCUCAGUCAUCACCUAAUCAAGAGUCUGAGGUUCUUGAGGUGCAUGAAAAACCAGACAAUGAAAACUCAGAACACAAUGAUGAGUCUAAAAAAGUGGAAUGUAAAAACUCAGAAGUAGAUCUGACAAAGUUCUCUGUGGAGACAAAUACUUUUUUAGAUAAACUGGAAGAGUCAUCAACCAAUGACAUUGUCGGGUCACAAUCAAAAAAUGGAACAAAAGACAGCCUUGUGGAGAGUAGUAACAUGACUCUUUGCAAUAGUGAAUUAGUAGUUAAUAAACAACAGCUUGCUGAGAGCUCCUUUGAGAUUCUGCAAACUAAAUGCUGUGUGGACUCAUCGAACAACCUUAACUCACUGAAGUCUGUAGUCUCUAUUUAUGCACAACAUUGCAAGUCUUCUGUCAACCAAACUGAGAAUGCUGAGAAUGAAAGACUGUUUCAUGUAAAAGACAUAAAAGACUUGAGUUCAGUCUCCCACCUCUCAACAUCCCCAGCCAUACUAAAAGAAAUGCAAAAAUAUGAUGCAGAAAAGUCAGUUCUAAUUGUGGUGCCAGAACCCAUUUAUGAAGAGAAUCUGCAAACAUGUGACAAAAUAAGGGGAACAACAGACAGUCUCUCUGAUGCAGACAUCCAGCCAUUGCUUUCAAACAAAAAGUCUCCUUGCAGUGAGGACAAUUUGUUAACACCUUCACAACAUAGUGUGAUUUGUGAAAUUACACAACAGGUGGCUUCUCCUAGACAUCUUCCUGUGGGUCAAGAUGACCAUGACUGUACAGACAGUGUGAAAAGAUCCACACAUGAUAUGAUAUUGUAUCUUGCACCAGAAUGUGAAGAGAAUCAAGAAAACAACAUUAAUCAUAAUCCUGAUAUUCUACCUGUGACUCAGCACCCACAGUUUUCUCACAACUCUGUCCAAAGCCCUUCUGAGCUGAGAAACAACAGUCCACUACCAAAUGGCUUGAAUUAUUUUAACACAGUUAGUCCUGUGCUGAGUAAAAAUAGACCAGCCCUGGAAGACAAAAACUCAGAGAACAUAAAUAUUGGAACGUCAGAAGAUGCUUUUGAUUCAGCCGCUACAAGACAAGAUAAUUCAUUUAUUCCCCAUCUGGAUUUAGUAGAAAUCACAGAGAGUAAAAUGUCUAGCCCUGGAACACUGUUGGCUGUGGGCAGCAUCUCAAAACAGUCUUUUGAUGAGACUUCUGUGUAUUCUGAUGCAUUGGAUGUCUCUCAACAUAAAGGUUUACUGUAUGAUUUGAAGCCAAGCCCAACACAUUACAGUGAAACAUGUUCCAAUGACUACAACUUCACCUCUAAAUGUGUAAACAAAGAAGCUGACCAGUCUGAAAUAAAAUCAUGCUCCACAGACAAUUUCAUUCUCAGUUCAUGUGCACCACCUCUUGAUAAAUCAUUGCCAUCCAGCCCACUGCAUAAUGAAAAUGGACAAGGUCCAGAUAUUCAGGGUCACUUGAUUGGACUUGACAUAACAGAAACCUCUAUAAAUGACAAUACUGACCAAAAUGAAAACAAAUAUUCACUUGUCUCAGCUACAAGCAGUAAUUAUGUUGAGGAGGUCACUCCAGUUGACUCUGAACUAUCAAAACUUCACCAAAAUAACACGAAUGGAGCACUGUUGCAGAGAUUCACUAUGCCAGAUGUUAAAAAGACACUUAAACCUCUGAUAGAUCUUACAUGCCCACCUGUCCAAAGUGAGACAAAAAUCUCACAGAGAAAGGAUGGUACACAAAAUGCAGUUCAAGAAAAAUUUCUGUGUGAAAUAUGUGAAAUGUUCUUUCGUACUCUACCUGGACUUAAAAGACACAAAGCCAUGAAACAUGUGGUAAAGGCGGAAAGGAUUACACCCAUUAAAAAUUUAAAUAUGGGCAGUCAAUUGUUCAUACCCAUUUACCAUAUGUCACACCCAGUGGAAAAGGUGCUGACAGACAGCAUAGAUGAUAUAGGUCCAACAGUUUUUUCACAUUCCAACAGAAGUGAAAUCUCAGUUAGACAAGGACAGAAAGCAGAUCCACCUCUGGUUUUUGAAAAAAUAGCAAAUGAAGCUGAUGAGUCAAACAUCCCAGAAAGUCAUGUUAUGGAUCGGGCAACAUGUGUAAAUGAAAAAGCAAAUAACAUCAGCAAAGUAAGAAAUAAAAAUACCAUCGACAUCAGCAAUGAAAUGUUUGACCCAAAACUUGUAAAGCAAGACUCUUUUUCAGAUGAAGUACUCAGUGUGCUUAAGACAGAUAUAUUGAAGGCUAUCUCUCCAGAUUUCUCCUCAAUAGUGCAUAAAAACUGUCCAAAAUCACCUGAAAAUCAGGGCCAAAAUAUCCAUAGCUAUCAGGACAAAACUGUGAGUGAGGAGCAGAAAAGCAUUGGAACUGUAAGCACCAAAGAGCAAAAGAAAGAAACUUGUAUAGAACAUUCCAAAUUGUAUGAGAAAGAAGUUACAUGUGAUGAUGUUGUGACAAAGUAUUGCGAUAUUAAACCGAAAUAUCCUCACACAGAAGAGAUAAACUUCCCAGUUGUGGAUUCUACUGUGGAUGUCAAGCAUGAGAACAGUUGUUCUCUCACAGAAGACAGCCAUACACUUACUGGUUCUCCAGGACUAGGACCUGAUCUGAAGGCUUUCUUAGAUGAUGAAAGCACUUUUUCUCAGUUAUUCCCAAGAAAUUAUGACAGGAAAAGGAAGAAAUGUUCAAAAGUCUAUGGUAAAAGCAACAAAAAGCCAAAACAACUAUCCUGUUUACUUCUAGACUAUCCUCCCACUAGUGUCUUUAUUGAUAAGUGCGAGGAGUUCAAAGAAAACAAGAUGGGCCAAACGUUUACUAAUGACACAAAUGACCAUUGUGAAUAUGAAACAAUAUCAAUUGAUGAUGCUAAAAUGCAUGAGAUGUGUCACAAAAGCUCAGUCAACAGCUGUAUAGAGAGCGCUUGUCACUCAAAAGAUGACUUGAUGGAUCAUCAGACUGGAUGCGAGGCAACUGCAGAAACUGGCAUUACUGAUGACACAAUUAGACAACCCUUAGUGCAUCAGGAUGAAUCACAAGGCACAGUCACAGAGAACACAGAGUCGACAGUUUCUCAGGAAGAUUGCAUACCAGUGAUUCCAGCUGCAGCUUACCCUCUCCAACUGGUCCAAGAAAAUGCCUCUCACUCCCCUGGCAUUAAGAUCCCUAGCCUUGACACUUCAAUUCAGCUUUCUCUACCAUUUUAUGAGACUGGGAGGGAUAUGCCAGUGGUUGAAACCAUUGGAAGCACUGAAUUUAAAGAUCCUUUAAAACCCUGCAAAAAAACUACAGAGCGGAAGUGCAGAAAACGCAUUGAACCUGGAAUGAAACCCAAGGAUAAGCAGUACAAAUGCAAGGUGUGUUUCACAUGGUUUCUCACCUUAGGUGAACUGGAUUUCCACAAACUCUCUCAUAACCCAUCACCUCCCCCAACUUGCUAUAUGUGUGUCCAGCGCAAAUUUAGCUCCCGUGAACAGCUUCGGGACCACCUCAGAGAGAAGCAUGCCAAGAAAAAAGCAGGCGUUUGGACUUGUGGCAUGUGCUUGAAAGAAAUCUCAGAUGUCUGGAUGUACAAUGAACACUUGCGAGAGCAUGCCACACAGUUUGCGCGAAGAGGACAAUCUCAGAGUUCCCUCUUGGAUGUGCCAGGGUGUUUUAUGCAGGAAAAUGCUGUGAAAAACUUUAUAUCUUCAAUUAUGCUGCAUCGACCCAGCAAGCAUGCAAAAGCAGACAAUGUUAAACCUUCAUCUAAUGAACAGAGAAGAGCUUCUUUAGAUGUAAUUGAGCAAGAGAUGAAGAUUCCAGAGGAGGUCGAUUUCACAGGUCUGAAGACUAAAAUGAAUAUUGGGGGAGGAGGUAAACAUUGCGCACUGACAAUGCUUGAGGUUUUGCCUAAAGCAGAGACUUCUUCAAAAAAUGCUGAGAUACAUCCUAAUUGCAAAGAUCCAUCAAGGGACUGUCAUCACUGUGGCAAACAAUUUCCAAAGCCCUUCAAACUUCAGCGGCACUUGGUCGUUCACAGCUUGCAAAAGAUUUAUCUGUGCCACAAAUGUCCAGUAUCCUACCAAGAAGCAAAGGAGAUUAAAGAUCAUAUGAAAAAAGAGCAUGAGGAGACGGAUGAGCUAGACUCAAAACAUACAACGCUGUAUACUUGUGAACUAUGUGCAGAUGUCAUGCAUGUAAUCAAGAAAUCCUUCAUAUGUAGUACCUGCAACUACACCUUUUCCAAGAAGGAACAGUUUGACCGCCAUAUGGAGAAACACCUUACUGGAGGAAACAAAAUCUUCAAGUUCAGGGGAGUCGUAAGACCUUGCAAGCCUUUUAAUUCAAAUGUCAAUAAAUCUGACAUGCCACCGAGCAAGAAGAGGAAGGCAACCGUGAGCAGCUCAGACAAUGGUUUUGUCGCCAUGCCAUCGCUCAGCUUAAACAAGAGUACUGACAUGCAAGGCAUCAUGUCAAUGUUGCCCAUCAUAGCAGACACUCCACAGAAUAGUAAUAAUGUGCAUUCUGCUGAGACAAACAAUACCAGUGUGAAAAUUGAAGAUGAAGCUGAGGGCUUCCCUGAGGUCUCCAGGAAUAUUACGCAGUGUCCAACGCCAACAAACUCUGCUGAACAAAGUCUUCUCACAACAGAGCUGAAGAAAGAGGAUGAAAGCUGCUCCCCAUCUCAUGAAAUCCAAGAGUGUGAGACCAGGGUUGUCAAUACAAUUGAUAAAGAAGCUCUGACAGAGAUUUGUGACAUUAAAAUGGAAGAUGACUGUAGUGCAAUUCCGACUACAUUGCUAGCUUCAGAAAGAAACAUUAUCGAAAGCAAUACCCAAUAUAGCGGAGACACAGAGAAGACAAAUACAUCUGUAAACUUUGAAAAUGGAAGUGAACAGGUGGAAACAAGGGACUCAAAUCUAUGCACAAUACAAGUGUGCAGUCAAACAAAUGUAAACCAAACAAAACAAGACAUACAAGGCCUCUUAUCUUGCAAUGAUUUUGACCUCUCUUCUGAGAAGCAGUCUUCAAAUGAGACAAACCAACAGAAUUCAUUUAACAUCAAGAAAAAUGAGAAUAAACAAGUUGUUCACACAGUGCAGAACAGUGAACAGCCAUCUAUUCAUCUGGUUAAGCGCAUAACUGUGACCAAGUCUACGGACAAUGUGAAACAAGGUCUUGAAAAUAACCCAAGAUGCCUUAGUACAACUGAUGUUGCACUUCACACCAACGUCUCUCACAGCUCAACUCCAAGUGAAGACAAGGACUCGAUAAAGCAACAAAAGAAAAGAAAAGAACUAAAGUCACCACACAGUUCUCAAAGAACACCAUCCCCAACUGCAAGGGAAAAUCUUGGCAUUGACCAAAGGGUCAAAAAGAAGUUCAGACCCAAUAGGUGUGAAAACAUUGAUGGACAAAGAAAAAAUGAUCUUCCCAAUGACUAUCCAGUGCUUACAUCAGUUAAGGAUGACACAGUCAGCAAUAAAAUCAUCUCCAAGCACAAAAUAGGGUCUUCUAAUCUGGGCCUUCACCUAAAGAAAGGUUCAGUUAAUAGUUUUUCUCAAAAAAAGGUGGAGAUCGUACGUCACUUCAAUGGGGAUUGCAAAGGGAAAAAGAGUGUUCCUGGGGGACUCAUGCAUUCCCCUUCUUCCAGGAUGUCAACCCUGAACAAUUCAUUUAAUAAAUCACGGCUCAAACCAGGGGUCAGAUCAAUAGAGACUCAGUCAUAUCGUACUGCAGAGUCACAAAACAACCUCCUCAGCCAGCUGUUUGGCCAAAGACUGACUAGCUUUAAAAUUCCUUUAAGGAAGGACACUUCUGAAUCUAUUAAUUAAGGAUUAAAUGGAUGCUAUUAACAAGGAGGUAAUUAAGUGAGCCACUGGGCAUGUGAUUAAGGCAGUUUAUUCAUGAGAUUAGGAUAGUAUGACCCUCCUCUGUGAAAUAAUUUAACUCCUUGUUUAGUCACUUUAUUGCAUUCUACUUGUAAAUGUGUAUUUACAUAUAUGCAAAGACCAAUGACAAAAUAUAUAAAUAUAGGAUGAAUUUGUUGGUUACAAAUAUGUUUAUUUUCUCUAUUUUAUAGUUGAGCAUUAUCUCUAAGAGACUGUAUUUCAACAACAACAAAGAAAAGUUUUUUGGGAAAAAAGUUUACUUGAAAAUUAACUGAAAAUAUUUGUUUUCCAAAUAAUGCAUGACACUUUUAUAUUCAUAAUAGGUUCUUAAAUGUUUUCCAAGCAACAGGACCAAAGGACAUCCUAAGUCUGGAUCAUGUCAGUGUGUCUAUUUUAUAUGCUUCAGAGAAUUACUCUUUCAUACUCUUUUACUUUAUUGUAUUGCAGAGACACUUAUUAGUAUUCGCUUUUGUAUCAUCACUAAUUGGUGCUAUAUUAUUAUUAUAUUAUUAUUUGUGUACUGUGAACACAAUGUCUUAUAACUGAAGGUAACAUGUAGCAAUUAUAUAAUCAAAUCAUUGCUGGUACUCAACAGUUUUGGAGGAAAUUACAAAAACAAUUGCUGUGCAAGUCAAUCAAAAGAAAGGGUUCAUAUGUGUCCUAAUCUUAUCAUAGGUGGGCAAAGGAAAAGCCUUUUCUUUUCCAAAACUGAAUUUAGUUGAAUUUAAUCUAUAAUAUGAACUCAGGUGCUAAAGUCAUCAUUUGCUCAUGAAACCCUUAGGAAUUCUUCCCAUGCACUGAUGUUUUCAUAAAAAUAAAAAAAAAAUAACCAUCUAUAUAUCCCCCAGUUCUUUAAUUAUUCAUUUUUUCCUAGAACGAAAAGGUGCUUUAUCAUGUUUAUAUGUAUCUUAUAUUGUAUAAUAUUGUAGGUAGAUUAUUUCCAGUGCAAUGCAUUAUGUCAAAGUUCUAUUUUAAUAAUGUGCAAAAGAUGAAGAGAACAAGAAAGGGAAAUACAAAGCCUACUAAAGGCUGAUGAGUGGAUCACAAAGUGCAUCAUAUAAACUUUGUAAUUAAAAACUUUGCAUCUACUGCUUUUGUUUCUAUAUCUUUUAUGAUGGUCUGCUUUGUUUAAUUUUAAAUGAUCUACUGCAUAAAAUAUUUGCCCAUAUUUGCUUGGAAUAAUAAAUACUAUAACAAGAAUUGCUUACAAUUGUUAAUCCAGGGAGAAAUUAUCAUUAAUUAUCAUUAAUCUUCUUGCAAAACACAAUGUGAAAUAAUAACCUAAGUGCAGCAUGUGUGAUAAGAAAUGGGUGAAUAUGAAACGGAGAAGAGCUUUGAUGUUUUAGUCAGUCAAGCACUACAUUGCAUCCUUUGAAUACAAAUUUAAUGAUCACAUUAAAUUGACAUCAAAAUGAAAAGGUGAAGAUCACAGUGGCAUCAAUGGCUGACAACCUGUUUUAGAA